AUGGCUGCUGCUGCUGGCAGAGUUCCUUGCUCCAUUACCUGGUUCCUUUCUACUACUCCCUGUGGGAACUGCUCCAGAAGGAUUCUGGAGUUCCUGAGGUUACAUCCCAAUGUGACCUUGGAAAUAUAUGCCGCCAAACUCUUCAGGCACACGGAUAUCCGUAAUCGGAAAGGUCUCUACAACCUGGCAAUGAAUGGAGUCAUUAUACGUAUCAUGAAUCUUGCAGAUUACAGUUACUGCUGGAGAAAUUUUGUUGCAUACCCACGAGGACAAGAUGACUAUUGGCCCCAGCACUUUGCUGCACACAUCUUUCUGAAUGCAAGAGAGCUUUGUCACAUCCUUUUGGGGCUUCCUCCAUUGCUGGCAGACUGA
Acanthisitta chloris (rifleman) is the source of this 372-nucleotide messenger RNA. Its product is annotated as C->U-editing enzyme APOBEC-1-like. Gene Ontology annotation, biological process: cytidine to uridine editing. Gene Ontology annotation, molecular function: RNA binding; cytidine deaminase activity. The record is from RefSeq and is a predicted model, not a curated record. The transcript is spliced from 4 exons. Bases 1 to 372 code for a protein of 123 amino acids. NCBI's taxonomy places the organism in Eukaryota, Metazoa, Chordata, Aves, Passeriformes, Acanthisittidae. Gene Ontology annotation, cellular component: nucleus; cytoplasm.